This is a messenger RNA of Sphenostylis stenocarpa, 678 nucleotides long. The record is from the annotation of a GenBank genome assembly. Lineage: Eukaryota; Viridiplantae; Streptophyta; Magnoliopsida; Fabales; Fabaceae.
AUGGAUUUGUUACCUCCUGCAAAACGCCGUCGUCAGAGCAAUGACGGCGAGAGUGAAGCGUCGACGUUGUCACCGGUGGUGAUCUUCGCUCACGGUGCUGGUGCUCCUUCCUCUUCUGAUUGGAUGCAAAGAUGGAAGAAUAUGUUAAAAGAGGCACUGCAAGCUGUUGAUGUUGUCACUUUUGACUAUCCUUACAUGUCUGGAAAAAAGAGGGCUCCUCCCAAGGCUGAAAAACUGGUGGAGUUUCACUCAAAUAUCGUCAAGGAAACUGCUACUAAGUACCCUGGUCAUCCAGUGAUACUUGCAGGCAAAUCAAUGGGUUCAAGAGUCGGUUGCAUGGUGGCAAGCAUGGAAGACAUUAAUGUUUCUGCUGUAGUAUGCUUGGGUUACCCGUUAAAGGGAAUCAAUGGUGCGGUUAGAGAUGAAACAUUGUUGCAGCUAACAAUUCCAACAAUGUUUGUACAGGGAAGCAAGGAUGUUCUCUGUCCACUUGAAAAGUUGGAAGCUACUCGGAAGAAGAUGAAAGCACCCAAUGAGCUGCAUGUCAUUGAUGGUGGUGACCACUCUUUCAAAAUUGGUAAGAAGCACCUACAAGCAAACAAUUCCUCCCAAGAUGAAUCUGAAGAUGCUGCUGUGCAGGCCAUUGCUGCUUUCAUUUCCAGGUCUCUUGACGGAUGA